Molecule: messenger RNA, 542 nt
Organism: Nothoprocta perdicaria
Lineage: Eukaryota; Metazoa; Chordata; Aves; Tinamiformes; Tinamidae
Gene: LSMEM2
Product: leucine rich single-pass membrane protein 2
Exons: 4
Coding region: 27-542 (171 amino acids)
Source: RefSeq, a predicted model, not a curated record
CGCCCGGGUCUGCGGCACAGGGAGCGAUGCCCAGGGAGGCUGCAGAAGACAGCGUGGGGAGGACAGAUGGCACCGCCCCGGCAGAGCCCACUGACCCCAACGGCAGUGAGCCUGGAGACAUCAGCCUGCACCCCGUGGAGUCCAUCAGCGACCUGCACUGGGCCUCGGGCGGGCACAAGGGUGCCGAGGGGAACGGCCCGGCUCAGUCCAGCACCCUGCUCAGGCCCCGCACGCACACGGUGCCCGGCGGCGCCCCCCGCCAGCCCCCGCUGCCCUCGCUGCGCCCCGUCCCUGCCGCCAGCGCCUGCCCCUGCCUCGGGCCCUGCCACCCGCUCUUCCUCGCUCUGCUGGGYGUCCUGGCGCUGGCCAGCCUGGUCCUCGCCACGCUGGCCAUCUACCUGAGCGUGCUGCAGAGCCAGUCGGUGCGGGUGCUGCUCCAGUGGCUGGAGAGCCAGGAGGAGGCCGUGCAGCAGCUGCGGGCGGCCAGCGGGCAGCUCUGGGCUCGCCUCAACGCCAGCGAGGAGGCCGGCGGGCAGCGCUGA